Molecule: messenger RNA, 1072 nt
Organism: Pelecanus crispus (Dalmatian pelican)
Lineage: Eukaryota; Metazoa; Chordata; Aves; Pelecaniformes; Pelecanidae
Source: RefSeq, a predicted model, not a curated record
AUGUUCCCAAAUUCCUCCAGCUUGGGUCGUCCACCCUUCCCUCCAAAACGUCAACAACAGAGUAAUUUCUUCAAUAAAGUUCCUCUAAAUAUGCCACCUACUCUUCUCUCUCACCAGCAAGUUAUUGAUGCUCAGUUUAAUUUUCAGAAUGCAGUGGCUCUUUUGAGUGGGAACCUUGCAACUAUUCCAGUUGUUACACCGCAGCCAAUGGCUUACAGAAAUGGCAGUCCAGUACAGACGUCUGAUGCCCUCACGUCAUUCCGAGGAAGAAAGAGACUAAGUGAACAAAAUGUUCCGCAUGAUGUCAAACGGCAGCGGUUUCAGUCACACCGUUCUGAAACAACUGUAGUUAACCAAGCAGUGCCUUUACCAGAAGACCGUAGAUACUCCUUCCCAGGAUCAGUUCAGUCUCCACUGUUCUAUGCACGUUACGUACCAGAUUUAACUGGAUAUCUCCCUCCAUUGCAAGACACUUUAUUUCCAAACCCUGUAGAAACCACGCUUCCUGUGGCCAAAGAUAAGUUAAGUCAGCAGGUUUUGGAGUUGUUUCAAGCAUGUCAGCAACAGACCUGUGAUCUGAACAGAAAAGAGCUCUGCAGAACAGAAAUCCAGAGAGAAAUUCAGCGAAUUUUUCCACAGAGUAGACUCUUUUUGGUUGGGUCCUCACUGAAUGGGUUUGGCACUCGUAGCAGUGAUGGUGACUUGUGCCUGGUGAUUAAAGAAGAACCAGUAAAUCAGAAGACUGAAGCAAGGCAUAUACUCAGCUUAGUCCAAAAACUCUUCAGUACUAAACUUUCAAGCUACAUUGAGCGACCUCAGCUGAUUCGAGCAAAAGUGCCAAUAGUGAGGUUCAGGGAUAAAGUCAGCUGUGUGGAGUUUGACUUGAAUGUAAACAAUGUUGUAGGAAUAAGAAAUACAUUCCUUCUGAGAACCUAUGCAUACAUUGAGAAUCGAGUUCGUCCAUUAGUACUUGUUGUUAAGAAGUGGGCGAGUUUUCAUGACAUAAAUGAUGCCAGUCGUGGUACUUUAAACAGCUAUAGUCUUGUAUUGAUGGUUUUGCACUAUUUACAGA